Eucalyptus grandis is the source of this 2863-nucleotide messenger RNA. RefSeq names its product pentatricopeptide repeat-containing protein At1g08070, chloroplastic. NCBI's taxonomy places the organism in Eukaryota, Viridiplantae, Streptophyta, Magnoliopsida, Myrtales, Myrtaceae. Gene Ontology annotation, molecular function: protein binding; RNA binding; zinc ion binding. The transcript has 2 exons. The coding region runs from base 166 to 1962 and encodes 598 amino acids. Gene Ontology annotation, biological process: RNA modification. The record is from RefSeq and is a predicted model, not a curated record.
UUUUGGUUCUCUCUUUUUCGAACUGCUGUUGCAGAAAUCGAAUUUGAAUGCAACGCCAAUAUACAAACACAUGGCGUGCAACACAGCUCCUCCUCCUCCUCCUUCUUCAUCUUCAUCUUCAUCUUCAUUGCGAAUGCUGUCGAAACCUUGAAUCGCCACCAGACCAUGAAGAGGCCUCUCACGCUAACCGCAAGAGCUCGCGGCUGGCGGGUCCGAGCUUACUUUUCCGCGUCGGCUUCGCCGGAGACCCGACCGCAGACGCCCGAACGCCAGAGCACCGCUGUCUCGACGAACCCGCCGGCGGCUGGCGCCCGCGCGAGCCCUGCGCCGGCCCGGCACGCCGUCCAAGCCUCCCUGAUGAGCCUCGUCGAGAGUCAUGUCCGUUCGGACUGGCGGGGCUCGCCUUCUCCUCUGUUGCUCCGGCUCGGCGAGCCCAUCGAUAGCAGGUUGUGCAGGCACGUGAUCAGAGGCUACACGAGCCAGGGCAAGCACCUCCAUUCCGUGUUCGUGUUCAUCCAGAUGCAGCGAGUCGGCGUGCGCCCCGACUCGUUCACGUUCGCUCCGGUCCUCAAGUCCGUCGCGCGGUUGUGCCUCCGGGAGAUGGGGAGGUCCGUGCAUGCUUACGCGGCCAAGGCGAACGUCGAUGGCGACGUUUACGUGGGUACUUCGCUCGUUAAUUUAUACAGCGGGUGUAUGCUGAUCGGGGAUGCCCAUAAGGUGUUUGAUGAAAUGGGUGAGAGGAAUUCUGUUUCUUGGAAUGCGCUGAUAACUGGUUACACCCAUAAUAGGAAAUUUGCGGAAGCUCUCGAUUUGUUUAGGGAAAUGCAGGCUGAUGGGGUCGAACUGACUGAGGUCACAAUGGUGGGGGCUUUAUCGGCUUGUGCUCACUUGGGGGCUUUGAGUCUCGGCAAGUGGAUUCAUGAGUAUAUCGACUGCUACGGAUUAAGUUUGAAUGAGUUUCUGGGUACUGCCCUGGUGGACAUGUAUGCUAAAUGUGGAGCUGUAAUGGAGAUGGAGAAGGUUUUUAUAACAAUGCGAGCAAAAAAUGUCUAUACAUGGAAUGCCUUGAUUUCGGGCUUCGCCAUGAAUGGACACGGUGAAGCUGCUUUACAGGCUUUCUCUAGGAUGAUAAUGGAGAACCUGAAGCCUGAUGGUGUCACAUUUUUGGGCAUAUUGUGUGCUUGUUGUCACGAAGGUCUUGUUGAUGAGGGGAAGAAGUACUUUAGGAUCAUGAAGGAGGAGUUUGGAUUGCGUCCAGGAAUUGAGCAUUAUGGAUGUAUGGUAGAUUUACUUGGUCAAGCUGGAUUGUUUAGUGAAGCUCUACAUCUAGUCCAAAAUAUGGACUUGAAACCGGAUCCAAUCAUUUGGCGGACUCUGCUGGGUGCUUGCCGAACCCACCGUAAUGUUCCAUUGGGCAGGUAUGCGGCGAGGAAGCUUCUUGAGUUGGAGCCUACUAAUGCCGAAAAUUAUGUUUUGCUUUCAAAUAUAUAUGCUCAGGAUUCUAUGUGGGAUGAAAUAGCACAAUUGAGGGCAGUGAUGAACCAAAGAGGAAUUGCCAAAGUGGCUGGAUGCAGCUCAAUUGAAAUUGGAAAUGUAGUUUAUGAAUUUGUCGCAUCGGAUUGUCUAAAACCGGAGGUACGUGACUUAUUGGAUGACAUAAGGAAGGAACUGAAGCAGAUGGGUUAUGCUGCAAACACUGGCUUGGCCUUGUAUGACAUUGAGGAAGAGGAAAAGGAAAGUUCUGUUGCAUUUCACAGUGAGAAAAUUGCUUUGGCAUUCGGCCUUAUGAAAUCUCCUCCUGGAUCAACUAUAAGAAUAGUUAAGAAUCUUAGAGUUUGUCAAGACUGCCAUGUCUUUUUUAAGCUCGUCUCAUUGGUUUAUAAGAGGGAGAUCAGCCUUCGAGAUAGAAAUCAGUUCCAUCAUUUUGCUGGAGGCUCAUGUUCCUGCAGAGAUCACUGGUGAUACCAUCCAUUACGGGCGAUGUCAGAAAGUGUUUGCUCUUGCGGCCCCCUAUUUUUUCCCAGGAUACAUUUGGUCGGAGUUUGUAAAUGGAGCUUAAGCUAUUGUCAUUGUUCACCGGCACCAGAUGAAUUGUUUAAGUGAAGUGGAAUGCAUAAAGGCUUCUGUGAGGGUUUAGCAGCCAAGUCUGGUCCUUGUCUACACUAUAAAGCCAUUGGAACUUCUUGAACUAUCUAGAGCUUCUUCCAUUUGCACUGAAUCUGGUUCUUGCUUGUGGUUUAAUAGCAGGCUGGAAGUGAAGAUCUUUUGCUCUUUGCAGAGAUGAAGAUGACGAUCGAGAACUUAUUGCUUCCUUUACAAGUAUGUCUGUUUCUCAGCCUGUUUCUCAGCCCUCUGGGACGCCUUGUUCUUCUUGUCUUAAUUGUGGAACCUGAGUCUCUUUCUGACAGCAAAUAGUUGUCAGGACUCCAUCCAUGAUGUACCGGAUCAAUCACGACUACUAUUACGCAUGGUGACUUGGGUCCAGGCAAGACUUUCUUCUCUGCAGCUACCACCCCUCCAGGCUGUUUCCCUCAAUGGUGCAAACUAAUCAAUGCAUGACUGAGGGGGGAUUGGCUGCCUUUUGCACGCCUCAUGCAAAGUUGAGCUCGUGACAGGCACAGGGAAAAGAUAAGACAAAAGAAAUGGCUGUCAAAGUGACCAGACCAUAAACCAAUUCCCGUGAGUCUUCUCAGUCAAGGCAAAUCGAAUGCUAUAUUGUCUUCUUUGGUUUGAAAUUGCAAAGCUGCAUCUCAAAAAGACGCUUCUUGGUAGUUCAUUACUGCAGCUAUCUCUGGUACAGAAAUAGCACCAAGUUAUUGUCUCUAAGAGGAACCAGCAUUCUCUAGAGAAAAGGGAAAUAAGA